AUGACCUCCGUUGUUGCUGACUUCGUGCAAGAGUACAAAAAUAAAAGAUGGAUCUACGCGCGUAACGCACCAGCGACCGCCAGAAUAUGCGACGAGAUGCUUCAAGCCGAGCUUCUUCCAGGGGUUGUCACUCACCGAACAAAGGAGCCUUCUAGCCUGGAGCGCAAACUUCUUCAACGGGAGAGUUUACGUGGCCAACUAUAUCCGUCGAAAGAAGCCAUCCAAGACGAGAUUUCAGACCUAGCAGGAGUUCGUAUCGCCGUGUGCUUCCCUCAGGAUAUUGAACGCGUUCAAGACGCGCUAUGUGAACGAUUCGACAUCGAGUUGAAGAAAAGCUAUGGAGCAGUAGGCACCAACAAUAUUGGUUGGGAAACCUCCAACAACAUUCUCCAGCGUCCAGGGUAUUGCGCCACCCAUUGUUGGGUAUAUUUGAGAGACGACGAGCCACAGGCACGGGACGGACUAAGGAGGAGGAGAGUCGAAGUCCAAAUUGUUUCUAUGUUGCGACAUGCUUGGUCUCAAUUUGAACAUGACGCUGUUUAUAAGGCACAAUCAAAACUGAAUACCGAGGAUCGCCAGAUCCUGCACUCAUUGAGCGGUGCCAUUCACCGCGGAGAACGGCUCCUGAAUUAUAUGUCUGAGAACGAAGAAGUCCGACAUCUAUCGACUGAUCUGCUAUUUGAAAUGGUGUAUGAGGUAGGAUGCUUGGUUGCGGAUGUGGUCAAACAGGAAACUCGGGCGCGGGGAACUGCAAAACCCUUAGAGGAGUUCUUGCGACAUUUGAAGAGGGCGAGACCCAAGCCCUUGUCCGGUUCAAUAGCAAAGGCACGCUUAUAGGAUAAAUACCACAACGGCACUGCAUGUAAAAUGCGUCCAACACAGCAAGUCUUGGGGGAGGUUAGAGGGCAAAUGAAGUCAUCACUCGGGGAAAGGAAACCUACAGAGGCGGUGCCCCCGAACAGGGGCCAGGCACUGUCAAUUCUGCGUCAAAUGGUGUACAGAGCGCUACUCAACGCAAUGUUGGAUAUUGCUUGGGACCGGACUGCCAGGAUAGAGAUGUAUCACAUCACAGUGAGG
This is a messenger RNA of Aspergillus caelatus, 1077 nucleotides long. RefSeq lists its product as uncharacterized. The transcript has a single exon. NCBI's taxonomy places the organism in Eukaryota, Fungi, Ascomycota, Eurotiomycetes, Eurotiales, Aspergillaceae. The coding region runs from base 1 to 837 and encodes 278 amino acids. Gene Ontology annotation, biological process: guanosine tetraphosphate metabolic process. The record is from RefSeq and is a predicted model, not a curated record.